This is a messenger RNA of Cajanus cajan (pigeon pea), 772 nucleotides long. RefSeq names its product replication protein A 14 kDa subunit B. Gene Ontology annotation, biological process: DNA repair; DNA recombination; DNA replication. Gene Ontology annotation, molecular function: DNA binding. Gene Ontology annotation, cellular component: nucleus. NCBI's taxonomy places the organism in Eukaryota, Viridiplantae, Streptophyta, Magnoliopsida, Fabales, Fabaceae. The record is from RefSeq and is a predicted model, not a curated record.
CUCUUUUUCUCUUUUUUGCGCUUUCUCUUAGUUUCAAAGCGCAGUCACUCCCUUCCUAACUACGCAAACGCAAAGAGGGUUUCUUUCGUAUCAUUCAAACGCUAAGGCAAUGGACACGUCAAACCCUGCUGUAUUUGUAAAUGGUGAGUUGAUUCCGAAUUUUAUUGGGAAGAAAGUGCGGGCGGUGGUUCAGGUGAAUCGGUGUGAUGGUGGGGCUGCCACGGCCAAAUCCACUGAUGACUGUCAAUUAACCAUAAAAGGGUUGCCUCAAGUCCCUCUUAUGAACUAUAUUGAAGUCAUUGGCAUUGCUGAAAGUAGCAACUCUAUUGGUGCCGAAGUAUGGACUGACUUUGGCAACACGUUUGAUACCGACUCUUACAAUCAGUUGUGCCAACUAGCAAAUGGUGAAUUCAAAAGUCUGUUUCUCUAGGGCCAUCAACGAAUGCUUGGUCAGAAAACGGAUGGGGUUUGAAGUUGCUGCUUUUCAUGCUAAAGCUUCUGUUUCCAUGUAAAUGUAGGAACUAUGUUUUUGAGUAUAUGGGGUUUCCAAAGGAGCAGAGCAAAUGUGCUCUGUAGGAACUGUUACAUGUUUUAUAAAUCCCAUUUAUCUUAUUUCUUAUGUUAUGACUAGUUUAGCUUAUGUCUGCAUCUCCCUUAAAUGAAAAGAGGUAUAAGUUUCAUUUAGAAUAUUUUGUUCUUCACGUAAAUACCUUGCGUAUUUUCCCUUCCAAUUGUAUGUGCAUCGUAAGAAACUUUGCUACGUUCUUAAUUA